AUGGGAAAAUUUUGGUGGGGAAGUAGUAAUAACAAGCAGAAAGUUCAAUGGAAAUCUUGGACAAGUAUGGGAGUUUCUAAGAAGGAUGGGGGUUUGAGUUUUAGAGAUUUGGAAUCUUUUAAUAAAGCCAUGUUGGCUAAGCAAGUCUGGAGAGUUCUCAAUAAUCCAAAUUCCCUGGUUGCACAACUCCUAAAACAGAAGUAUUUUAAGAGGGGCUCUAUCUUGAAUUCAAAGAAGGGGACUAAUUCAUCUCUGGUGUGGGAUCCAUCUGUUUCUGAGUUGAUUGAUGAAGGGGAAUGCAGAUGGAAGAAGGAAGUGCUGGAUCAGUUAUUUCAUGAGGAAGAUGUGGAGAAGAUUUGUCAGAUUCCUCUAAGCAAAACUGGGACUCAGGACAAGCUGAUGUGGGGGUAUACUACAAAUGGUUGUUUCACUGUGAGAAGUGCAUACUACUUACAACAAUCUCUGGUCAGACAAAUGAAGGGGGAGUGCUCGAGUAUUGUAAAUGGUUUGAUAGAUUGGAAGCAUUUAUGGUCUCUAAAUGUCCCUAUGAAGAUUAAGCUGUCUGUAUGGAAAGCUGCCCACAAUGUACUUCCCACAUUGCAAAAUCUAGCAAGCAAAAAGAUAGUUGAUGGUGACUUGUGUUCUAUCUGCAAGAGAGAAGUUGAGUCUCUACUUCAUGUAAUUUGGGGUUGUCCUGCAGCUAGUGAUGUUUGGGCCAUGUCAAACUGUCCUAUACACAAGUGGCCUAUUUUUUUCCCUGAUUUCAGGACUCUGUGGUUCUCUUUGCGUUCUAAGCUGGAUGUGGAUUCACUUCAGCUGGUGGUGAUUGCAGCAACUGCAGAUAGAGAUUUGUUUUUAUGCUCAUUAACAAGCACAGAUGCAGUACCUUCUAAUAAUAGGAGUGACAAAGGAGACAUAAGGUGGAAAAAACUAGAAGUUAGAACAUUGAAGGCAAACUGGGAUGCUUCAGUGAGUACUAAACUCAAUAGAGCAGGUUAUGGUAUUAUUAUCCGAGAUGAGCAAGGAAGUAUAAUGCUGUGUGUGUGUGCAAGCCACAAGCCAAUUGUAAAGCCUGUGAUGGCAGAAGGCCUGGCCUUAAGGAGGGCAAUGGAAGUUUGUGUUGAUUUGGGUUUGGGAAGGAUGGUGUUUGAAGGUGAUGCUCAGAUCAUUGUUCAGGCAGUGACUUCUGAUGAGGAGAUUAGUGCAGAUUAUGGGGUUCUUGUUAAUGAUGCUCGAAGUAUGUUAAGAACUUGGACUCAAUGGCACGUUGCUUUUGUUCACAGAGAGGCCAACUAUGCUGCUCACCAGUUAGCAAAGUUAGCUUUAGACUAUGAGUAUGAGAAGAUCUGGAUGGAAGAUGGUCCAAUGCAGGUUAUGUUGACUGUACAGUUAGAACAGUCUAUGUAA
Carya illinoinensis is the source of this 1407-nucleotide messenger RNA. RefSeq lists its product as uncharacterized. The transcript is spliced from 3 exons. The record is from RefSeq and is a predicted model, not a curated record. Gene Ontology annotation, molecular function: nucleic acid binding; RNA-DNA hybrid ribonuclease activity. Lineage: Eukaryota; Viridiplantae; Streptophyta; Magnoliopsida; Fagales; Juglandaceae. Bases 1 to 1407 code for a protein of 468 amino acids.